UUCUCCUGCUCCUCCUCAGCAGCACAGUCGCCAUGGCGGACAGCGCGAGCGAGAGUGACACCGACGGCGCGGGCAGCAGCUCGGCCACCCCGAUGUCGACUUGCGCCUCCAACUCGGGAAAGCCGAGCAUCGUGAUCUCCCAGUUUCGCCUGGAGGAGCUCACCAACCGACUGGCCUCACUACAGCAGGAAAACAAAGUUCUGAAAAUCGAGCUGGAGACGUUCAAACUCAAGUGCAAAGCGCUGCAGGAGGAGAAUCGGGACCUGCGCAAAGCUAGCGUCACUAUUCAAGCGCGAGCCGAGCAGGAGGAAGAGUUCAUCAGCAACACCUUGUUCAAGAAGAUCCAAGCCCUCCAGAAGGAGAAGGAGACCCUGGCUGUCAACUAUGAGAAGGAGGAAGAAUUUCUCACCAACGAGCUCUCCAGGAAGCUCAUGCAACUCCAGCACGAGAAGGCUGAACUGGAGCAGCACCUGGAGCAGGAGCAGGAGUUCCAGGUCAACAAGCUCAUGAAGAAGAUCAAGAAGAUGGAGAACGAGACCAUCUCCAAGCAGCUGACUUUGGAGCAGUUGAGACGGGAAAAGAUCGACCUCGAGAACACAUUAGAGCAGGAACAAGAAGCUCUCGUCAACAGACUGUGGAAGCGGAUGGACAAGCUGGAGGCAGAGAAAAGGAUCUUACAGGAGAAGUUGGACCAGCCGGUGUCGGCCCCUCCAUCCCCGCGGGACGUCUCCAUGGAGAUCGACUCCCCGGAGAACAUGAUGCGGCAUAUCCGCUUCCUGAAGAACGAGGUGGAGAGGCUUAAGAAAAGCCUGCGCACCACCGAGCUGCAACACACAGAGAAGCGGGCGCAGUACAUUGAGGAGGAGCGGCACAUGAGGGAGGAGAAUAUCCGGCUGCAGCGGAAGCUCCAGCGGGAGAUGGAGCGUCGCGAGGCGCUGUGCCGACAGUUGUCGGAGAGCGAGUCCAGCCUGGAGAUGGACGACGAGCGGUACUUCAACGAGAUGUCGGCGCAGGGCCUUCGAGCCAGGACGGUGUCCAGCCCCAUCCCGUACACACCCUCCCCCAGCUCCAGCCGCCCCAUAUCCCCUGGUCUCUCGUAUGGUGGCCACACGGUCGGCUUCACCCCGCCGGCCACUCUGUCCAGAGCCGCCAUCUCCCACUACAACACCCCCGCCCUGCACGUCCACGGAAGCUCCUCCCACUCUGUAGCGAGGCCCUCGCCGAGGAGAAGCACCAGCCCAGACAAAUUCAAACGUCCGACCCCCCCGCCGUCCCCCAACACGCACUCAGGGGCCCUGCAGCCUCAGCCCCCGCUACCCCCGCCGGCCCAGCCCAUGGUCCAGUCCAUGUCCUCCCCGGCGGCCAUGUCGCAGCACGCCGCCGCCUCUGCGCAGCCGCCUCCCUCCCAGCCUUAGCGCCGCACGCACGCGCACACACGUCUCCGCCUCGGGGCGCGCAAGGGCGCCCGACGGAUGCCACGACGCCAAAACCGCAGCAGCUUCCGUCAUUAGCGAGCUCUGGAAGAAGCGCUCAGAAGCAGCUUACAAAGUUUUUAAAGAGGAGAGAAGCGACGCGGCCGCGAUGCCGAGCGGCCAAAACACACAUGGCGGCAUUUUCCUAAUUGCUCUUCAAACGGAACAGAAGCACGGAAAUAUAAUCGCUUUUGGGACUCGUCGGCCAAUUAUCCGUUCCGCCCUCCUGUCGUGUACACGUUUUGUUUUUUCCUUUGCUUUGUUUGGAACUUGAGCUGGUUGCAAUUGUUGUUGUGGCGCUUUUCAGAUAGCACAAACAGCACAGGCUUUAUUUUGUUGUCAUUUUGCGAUAGAUGGAUGUUUGCCUCAGCAGAUGGAUGUAUGGCCCUCUCUGUGGAUGUGAUCGAUUGUUUUCUCGCCUUAUCAUGUGGCACUCGAUUGCAGUAGUAUGUGCCCCUCACCAUCACUGCCCACACUACCCCUUCAGCCAUUUGUCAGUUUCAUCCGUUCACUCACGUUGUGUGAGAAGACCCCCAAAGAGGUCUUUAUCAUUGCGUAUUCAACAUGAAGCUCGCAUCACCGUUCAUUUUUGUUCCUGAAUGCUCAUUCAAGUCGAUGUGGAAGGGGGAGGGGGUGUCCUCCCUGAGGAUGCACACUGGUACAUAAACCACAGAUAAAUGUCGCCUUGAAGGUGUUAAAUAACAAUGUAGUCUGAGGUGUUAGUCAUGUACUCUUUGCUCUUCUCUCUCUGGUGUAUUUCUCAAUGCUUUAUCAUCAUCAGAUAAUGGCAAAAAAAAUUGAAACAAAUCACACAUUGUGCUCUUUACACUAAAUAUACAUACUGCUAAAACAUUCUCAAUGAAUGGUACUGUCAAACUAAAUUUCUAUGUAUGAUUAAAAUCUCUUGAGAUGAAAGCUUU
This is a messenger RNA of Syngnathus acus (greater pipefish), 2392 nucleotides long. RefSeq names its product coiled-coil domain-containing protein 6-like. NCBI's taxonomy places the organism in Eukaryota, Metazoa, Chordata, Actinopteri, Syngnathiformes, Syngnathidae. The transcript is spliced from 9 exons. Bases 33 to 1415 code for a protein of 460 amino acids. The record is from RefSeq and is a predicted model, not a curated record.